CGGCAUAGAUGGUACGUUCCAGGAAGUCCAGAGUGCAAUGUUAAAUCUUUGCUGUUUUAAGUUUAUUCAAGGACAAUUACCAAUUGAAGACGACCAAACGUUAACUUAAAAUGUCCGACUGAUAAAAGACAUUGUGAUAAUUUCGUUAAAGGUUCAGAAGAAGUUAAAUAACGGUACCUGUUCGCCGUUGAACAAGCUAUCAUGCCGGACUGGCUCAAUCUGUGUGUGGUCAUUAGCCUGUUGAUAGGUCUUGUAACAGUAGCCGGUUACAUUUUGUACUCGGGUCUGCUGUCAGACAUCAUCAUACUGACUGGCUCUCCUCCCAUAAAGAAGAUUACAUUCGCCUACAAAUUCAAAGAAGGACCGUACAAAAACUGUGGGCAACUUUUUAAGGAGUCUCACAGUAUUGGACCAAAGCUGCCAUGUAUUGGGAUAUUUUACGAUGACCCUAAAAAGGUGCCGGGUCCACAAUGUCGCUAUGCUGUGGGCAGUAUUCUGAGUGAGGGAGAAAACGAGGCCGACGAGGGGCUUUUAAAGAGCUAUGAGACAUCAGGCUUUAAUGUCUUUUCCUUUCCCGAAGUCACACAUGUGGUCACUACCUCGUUCCCACACAGGACGUUUUUCUCCAUCCUCCUGGGAGUAAGAAGAGUUUACCCGCGGCUGGAUCACUACAUCAAGGAAAGGAGGCUGUGUGCACACCCGUUCCUUGAGAUCUACAGAGAGGGUCAGAUCCAGUUCAUGGCCCCGUUGGCCCGGCAGGGAGAUUUCUACGUGCCUGAAGUCCGACAGACAGAGAAGAGUCUGUCAGAACAAGAGGAAUUGCACAGUGACUCAGAAGUCUCAGGUGCAGACUCUAACAGCGAAUGCAGCUCAGGGAGUGGGGUUCUCCUGUCGGACAGCAGAGAGACGUCCCUGGCGGGGUCCUCGGUCCGCUCUGUGCCUCUCCAGGAUCAAGGGGAUCCAAACUACAGAGGGAGAGGCUCCAGGGGAACCUCGUUUAAAGAGGCGGACUGGGAGCAGGCUGGUGGACAGCAGGCAGACAGAGAGGAAUGGCUUCAUGGAGACACCAACCAGAAGAGCCUGGAGGCUCCCACUCAGGAGUUGUGGGGUGUUGUUGGUGGAGAGGAGUAAAAGUAUUAGUAGAGGAUGAGAGAGUAAAGAAUUGAAACUCAAGAGGUUGGGACUUACAAACUGCAAAAGCGUGUCUCACUGUGUGUUCAAGUUCAAAUGGGGAAAAAGGAUAAGGCUUUACUGUGAAAAAAUCCAGCCCAAUCACCGGGAGAAAAUGUUGGCACUGUAUGUCUUUGCAAACUGUGGAUAUGUGGCACCUUGAUGAGACAGCUGACAGGCUUCAGAUCGCUGUUAAACACCAACAAACAACAAAACCAGUGGGUUUUUUUUAGACAUCAACAGCAUUUCCAGCUGCGAUUCUACCACCAAAAAAGGGUGUUUUAAGCCAAAUGAUGAUCUUUUUCAAACCAUACCAAGUUUAAUUUGUGCCUAAACAUAACCACAUGUGAACCAAAGCAUUGUUGAAAAAGUUUCAACAUAUCCGCUACAUAUUAACGCACAAAUAUCGUAACAUAUCUGUGGUUUGCAGAAAUGUACAACACAAUUUUUUUUCCUGGUGACUGGGAUGACAAAUCCCAUGAAAAGACCAAAACUGACAAUGUGUUAGCCUUCCUUACCCUGAAAGCCCACUCGCUCCUCUCGGAAAAUCCUGAAAAACAGGUCAUCAGUGUAUGUCUUUUUUUUUAAAAAAAAAAGGUUAAAUAAUUUCUUUAGUCAUCUGGGCACUGUAGUGUCUAACAAAUGUUACUUGAACAGGAGUAAAUACUGCAUUUAUUGGGGACUACUUUUAGCCGCGGAUUGAUCCACAUUUUAAGCUCUAGCUCAGUGGUUCCCAACUGGUCCAGCCAGGGGGUCCAGAUUUCUCUUUAGUCAUUAGUUCAAGAUCCAUAUAGUUUAUACAUUUAGCGACAUAUUUGCGUUUGGUCAUGUCGUUGAGCUAGUUUGCUGUUUCUGUCAAGUGUCUGUUAGUCACUCACUCUGCAGCAGGAAACAGCACUUCAAAAUAAAAGCUCUGUGCCAGAAAUUCACUGUACUUAAAAAUAAAGUGUGUCAUUUACAAGCUUGACAUGUUUGCUAGUCACUUGCGGUCCAUUUAGAGUGGACCCGCAAUCCACUUUUGGACUGUGACCCACCAGUUGGGAACCACUGCUCCAGUGAGUAUAUCCAGUAGCAGUAUGGUGUAUGCAGGAUCAACUCUAGGUAAACCACAGUGCCACAGUGCAGCAGUGUGUUUCACUGAUGUGUUUGUAAUAGUUACUGGACAACAACAAGGGUUAUGGUGCAAAGGAAUAUGCUACAGUCAAUAGGUACAAUUGUUAGUAAGAUUAAUUCAUUGCUAUUUUUUUGGUCUUUUCAUUGGAUUUGAUGAUAAUAAGAGAAACAAAGAAAACAACCAGACUUUUUUUUCUACUCUUUUAAUCACAGUUUUAUAGUAAAAGUGUUCAAAUCUGCUGGAUAUUGCUGACAGAAAUCAAACCACUUGAAAUCUACAGAGCUUAUUCAGGUAGCCUGAGUUUCUUCAUUUUUACAGAAGUGAUGAUUCAGAAUGAUAAAAAGGGAAAAAAGAAGCAUUUUUACUUGAAAUGUCUUUAUUUUGCUGUACUGAUCCAUAACUUGCAUUUCUAAUAAGGUUUUUGUUUAUCAGAGGAUUGUUCAGGGAACAUACAGGGAAUUCUCUUCAUUUCAAAUAUAGUUGUUUACUUGUUUACAAAAGGCCACGAUUCUGUUAAUUAAAACUGACAUAAGGCAUUGAAAUUACUGAAAUUACUAUAAGCACACAGACUCACAAAGUUAUCUGUAAUUGUUUUUUAAGUUUCCCGUGUUUGACUGAAUAUUUGUGCAUCUUGUUAUAAAUAUUUUAUGUAUUAUUCACAAGGCUGUGUAGCUCUGUUGGUGAUGCACGUGU
Messenger RNA from Epinephelus moara (kelp grouper), 2977 nucleotides. RefSeq names its product testis-expressed protein 264. Bases 202 to 1131 code for a protein of 309 amino acids. Gene Ontology annotation, cellular component: autophagosome membrane; endoplasmic reticulum membrane; replication fork. Gene Ontology annotation, biological process: reticulophagy; protein-DNA covalent cross-linking repair. The record is from RefSeq and is a predicted model, not a curated record. NCBI's taxonomy places the organism in Eukaryota, Metazoa, Chordata, Actinopteri, Perciformes, Serranidae. The transcript has 4 exons.